This is a messenger RNA of Miscanthus lutarioriparius, 948 nucleotides long. NCBI's taxonomy places the organism in Eukaryota, Viridiplantae, Streptophyta, Magnoliopsida, Poales, Poaceae. The record is from the annotation of a GenBank genome assembly.
AUGGGCGACAUUCCUGAGCCAGAAGCUGCCAUGGGCGUGCCGGAGCCGUCGUCCAGCCUGGCACUUCGAGUCUUCUACCUGAGGGUGAGCAGGUGCGAGGUCGACGAGUCCAUGCUGGGCACUCUCACCCUCACCCACACCCCGCUCACUCCCGACACCAUCCUGGACGUGAGCGGCGCCGACCGCCAGCCAGGCAUCAUCAGCAACGGCAACGGCAACGGCAAGGGCAGCAGCGUGUCAUUCGCCCUCCGCCGAGACUGCGCCGACAAGAGAUCGGAGGAAGCCACCUUCGUGUGCACGGCGACCGUCAGGGUGUCCGGCAGCGUGCGGUUCGAGGUCCAGAGCAAGGACGAGAGGAUCAUCGUCGGGAUCCUGGAGGAGUGCGACUGCGACGUGGACAGCAGCAAGGGCGCCACCACCAAGAGCUGGGUGAUGAAGUGCCAGGUGGCGACGCAGCGCGGCUCGGGGUUCCUGAGGUGCGGGUGCGGCGGCGGCUGGGAGAGGGACACGAAGCCGCCCGUGGUGGAGGUGUACGUCGCAGGCGUGUUCCGGGGCACGCCGGUCGUGUUCACCAGGGCCAUGCAGCUGCGGUUCAGGCGGCGGCGCCAGGUGAAGGCGUUCAUGGACCCGAUCCCGGAGUGCGGCGAGCAGGUGGAGGACAUGAAAGAAACGCCUCCCAAGCAUCACCCAGAGGAAUCGGAUUACAGGUGCUACAAGCCCGACCCGGACGCGGACGACGACGACGGCAGCCUCUACACGAGGUCCGACGGGGUUGACGACGGCGAGGAGUACAGCGAGCUGUCAUGGUUCACCGCUGGCGUGAGGGUCGGCGUCGGCAUCAGCCUGGGCAUCUGCCUCGGCGUCGGCAUCGGCGCCGGCCUCCUGGUCCGUUCGUACCAGUCCACCUCGAGGACCCUCAAGCGGCGGCUCAUCUCAAACCUGCUCUGA